UAAACAUCGAUUUAAUGGACAUAUCGAGAGGAUGUGAUGAAACAUGUUUCCAGUUAGAUGUCUGCUUAUUAAAGCACAGCCGGGACGUCGGGUUCGGUCGUCUCUCUGAAGAAAGCUGCUUUCGAUUAGCUGGAGCUCUUUGUAAAGCAGGGUGGAGUAAAAAAAACGCUCGUGCGCUGUCACCUGAGCCGCUUUUCCCAGCAGACCUUAUCACCAUGGCAUCAGUCGCGUUUGAAAAGCAGAGCCUGAGCGUCGAGCCACGAGUGUGUGUGUGUGUGUGUGUGUGUGUGUGUGUGUGUAUAUGUGUGUGUAUGUGUGUGUUUGAGGACCAUACCGCCUGAGCAAGAUCUUCACAGAAAUCUUAAGAUGAGUCGCGUUCCAGCUUCACGCCUCCGUCCGUCGUCUGUUCUCAUCCUGCCGUGUGUCGUGAGCGUGUUGUUCAGCUCAGGUGUGACCUUGGCGAUGAAGAUCACCUCCACUGGGCCGCAGACAUUACAGCUGGCGCUAGGAGAUCAGAAAACCCUGCCGUGUACGUACACACCUGGGCCCGAGGAUGUCGGAGGCCUGGACAUAGAGUGGACGCUGGUCAGUCCAGACACCACGCAAAAAGACAUAGUGUUCCUAUCCUUCUCUGGUGGAAAUAAAUAUUACCACGGCGACCCGGCGUUUCUGAAGGGGGUGGACUUUGCGGUGAGUGACCCCUCUUUGGGCGACGCCUCACUGUCGAUCGCUGAGCUCACGGCCGCCCACACGGGAACGUACCAGUGUAAAGUGAAGAAAGCUCCGGGUUUGGACAUGCGCAAAAUCACUCUGCUGAUUCUGGAGCGCCCGUCAGUGCCCAAGUGUUGGCUGGAAGGGGACGAGGGCAUCGGGACGUCCGUGUCCCUCCGCUGCAUGUCGGAUCACGGAACUCCACCCAUCCAGUACGUGUGGAGGAGAGAAAGCGGGGGUCCGAUUCCUCCCACCGUGACACAGGAUCCAUUCCUUGGAGAUCUCUUUAUCGCCAAUCACUCCCUGGAAUUGGCAGGUAUUUACGCAUGUGAGGUGUCUAACGCUGUGGGGAAAGAGAGCUGUCGAAUCAACCUGCAGGCCACAAAACCUCCAAACAGAGCCGGUGUAAUCGCAGGUGUCGUGUCAGGAUGUCUGCUGCUCAUCUGCAUCAUCAUCAUCAUCCUGUUGCUCCUCUUCUUCCGAUGCAGGUCGCAGCAUCGACGCUAUGAGAAAGAGUUCUCCAAUGAGAUCAGGGAGGACGUUCCGGCGCCCGAGAGCCGACCGACGAGUCGCGUUUCCAGUCUUCAUUCCAGACCGGUUUACAGCCAAAUGAGCCAAACCGAACAGCACCAAGUGGAAUCCAGCAGCACAGGAUACACGUUGCCCAAAUACCACAACAAAUACGGCUACAUCGUGUGACACUUACCAGCAUCAGAUUACCCACAAUUCUGUGUGGGCUGGAAUACAAUACAGUCACGUUGUAUAAAGUGUGCUAUUUAUAGUGUGCUUUUCUAUGGUGAUGUGAAGAUUUUUAAAACUUUAUACAUUUAUAUUUUAGUCUUUUUUGCCAUCAUAAUAAAAUAUUUGUGUGUGUGUGUGUGUGUGUGUGUGUGUGUGUGUGUGUGUGUGUGUGUGUGUGUGUGUGUGUGUGUGUGUGUGUGUGUGUGUGAAGGUAUUAUUAAAAUUGUGUAAAAAUUGCAACCAUCUUCAACUGAACCCUUGUAAUAAAGUUAGAGGAGUUCACAAUGUGAAUAGUUAAAAGAUGUUUGUUAUUAGAUUCAGUUUUUAAAAUAAUUAUUUUUUUUUAAAUGAAGGUUUAUUUAAAAGAGUUACAGCUAAUGGCUUCUACUUAUGAAUCACUGUGAAGUUCAACUAAUUAUUAAUACAUGUAAUAUUUU
This is a messenger RNA of Tachysurus fulvidraco (yellow catfish), 1889 nucleotides long. RefSeq names its product V-set and immunoglobulin domain containing 8a (gene vsig8a). The record is from RefSeq and is a predicted model, not a curated record. NCBI's taxonomy places the organism in Eukaryota, Metazoa, Chordata, Actinopteri, Siluriformes, Bagridae. The transcript is spliced from 9 exons. Bases 367 to 1410 code for a protein of 347 amino acids.